GGAGCAAGGUGGUGACCAGAGAGGCUGACCCCAACUUUUCUCCCAUGUGCUUGAUCACAGAGAGAAGUCUCAGCUGCUACCAGAACCUGGUCAGGGGCCAGUGCCUACCCUCUGAGUAGAGAGACCACCACCCAUGGCCCAAGCUGAGGACCUGACCUGGGGCACCAGGAGAGGCUGGGACAAGAUGGAGGAUGGAGCCCAGAUAGGAGAGGAGCUGGCUGAGCCACAGGGAGAAGCCAGCAGGAGCUGCACCUCCUGCUUCUGGAGCCUGAGGGAGAGAGAAAGGACGUGUGGGCCAUGGUGAGUUGGGGACUCUCCUCAUGCCGUGGUUCCCUCCAUGCCAGGGGCCUCUGUGAGCUGAAACAUGAAAGGUCUUUGGAUCAGAGGGAGCUGGGAGCCUGCUUGCCCUGCAGCUGGAAAGAAACUGAAAUUGUUCAAGUUCUCUCACUUUUCCCUGAAGACCGAUUCCCAUUUUCCCCUUUUGCUCUUAGUUUUUUAAGAGCCUUGCUACUCUGCAGGCACGUUCUCAGGUUCUCUGCCCAUCUGCAGCAUGUAUGCAUAUGCAUGUGUGUGUGUGUGUGUGCGCGCGUGUGUGUGUGUGUUGGGGGGGUAGGGAGCCUAUGACCGGUUGCCCCCUUGAACCCCACCAGGGGCCAGUCCAGGCCCCUCUGUGCCCUCUUCUGAGUCUCCAGGGCCGGCUCUUUCCUGGCAACUCCAGAAAGUGCCUCCUCACCUCAAAAGACCAAGAAACAAGGCUUCUGAUAAAGUGUCCCACCCAGUCCAGGCUGGGGCAGUUGGUCUGAGAAUGAGCGGUCAUUGAGGGGAGGAGAAGGGAGAAUAAAGGGGAUGGGAAGAGAGGCUCAGAGAAAACGAGAGGUAGAGAGAAAGGGACAGAGUGGAAGAGAAGGAGGAAGGGGAGAAGCUGGGGAGAUAAUGAGGAUGGAAGCGAGAGACAGAAGUGGAAAGAACUGGAAGCCUAGAGACAGAGCAGGAGAGAGAGAAAGAGAGAACAGGAAUGAGCAGCUGUGAUGUGGCCAGAGCAGUUCAUAGAAAAGAAACUCAGUUCAGAGCAGAAGGGAGGAAAGAAAAUAAGAAAGAAACAGAAUGAGACGCAAAGAGGAGAGGAGGGAGAGAGAAGGAAAGCGAGGAGGGUCAAAAAUGUGAGGAAAGAGAAGGACAGAAAAAAAAAUGAGAUGAAGCAAGACAGAAUAAAGGAGGGAAAAAAAAGGGGGAAUCAGGAGGAUGGUGAGAAAAGACAGGAGGGAAAGCCUGGAGAGAGGAUAGAGGGGCGUCCUUGCUGAGCUGCAUGUCAGCUCUGGUAAGCCGUCUAGCAUGUCAUUAGUGGGGAUCUAAGGCGCCAGCGGGAAAGUCCCCUCCCAGUGGGCUGGAGGCUGACGGAGGGCGGGCCCUGGGCUGGGAUCCGCAGGCAGGUGGCCGCCCCUGGGUGGGGCCGGCCAGCCAAGCCCUCGGGGUAUAAGUGGGAGGCCGGGCCUGCUGAGCACCUGUCGGGGGCAGCUCCUGGGUGCAGGUGCCAGGUAGGUGGCUCCGGCCAGCCCAGCCCCAGCAUGAGCUCCUUCGACCUGCCGGCGCCCUCCCCACCUCGCUGCAGCCCCCAGUUCCCCAGCAUCGGCCAGGAGCCCCCCGAGAUGAACCUCUACUAUGAGAACUUCUUCCACCCACAGGGCGUGCCCAGUCCUCAGCGGCCCUCCUUCGAGGGGGGCGGCGAGUAUGGGGCCACCCCCAACCCCUACCUCUGGUUCAACGGGCCCACCAUGACCCCGCCACCCUACCUGCCCGGCCCCAACGCCAGCCCCUUCCUGCCCCAGGCCUAUGGCGUGCAGAGGUCGCUGCUGCCCAGUGUGUCGGGGCUUGGGGGAAGCGACCUGGGCUGGCUGCCCAUCCCUUCGCAGGAGGAACUGAUGAAGCUGGUGCGGCCCCCCUACUCCUACUCGGCUCUCAUCGCCAUGGCCAUUCAUGGGGCACCCGACAAGCGCCUCACCCUCAGCCAGAUCUACCAGUACGUGGCCGACAACUUCCCCUUCUACAACAAGAGCAAGGCCGGCUGGCAGAACUCCAUCCGCCACAACCUGUCGCUCAACGACUGCUUCAAGAAGGUGCCCCGGGAUGAUGACGACCCGGGCAAAGGGAAUUACUGGACCCUGGACCCCAACUGCGAGAAGAUGUUCGACAAUGGAAAUUUCCGCAGGAAAAGGAAGAGAAAAUCAGAUGUUUCCUCCAGCACAGCCACCUUGGCCUUAGAGAAGACAGAGAGCAGUCUCCUGGCAGGCAGCCCCAAGACCACGGAGCCUCAGGACAUCUUGGAUGGAGCCUCACCAGGGGGCACCACCAGCUCCCCAGAGAAGCAGCCCUCCCCUCCCCCAUCGGGCACCCCUUGCCUUCACAGCUUCCUCUCCUCUAUGACAGCCUAUGUGAGCGGGGGGAGCCCCACGAGCCGCCCCUUGGCCACACAAGGACUGAGCCCUGAGCCCAGUGACAAGACGGGGCAGGACUCACUGAGCUUCAACUCCUUCUCUCCGCUCACCAACCUCAACAGCCACGGCGGUGGGGGUGACUGGGCAAACUCCAUGCCUACCAACACGCUCAGCUACGGAGGAUCUGUGCUCGGCCAGUUCAGCCCUCACUUCUACAACAGUGUCAACACCAAUGGUGUCCUCUACCCCAGGGAGGGCACUGAGGUCUAGGUACAGAACAGCUCCUGAGCCAGAUGGACAUGCCAGAAAGAAAAGCAGUGGAGGUCCUCCAUGCCAGCCCCAUGGUGGUCCAUGACUGUGCAACUGCCCAGACAUAAGCAGGAGCCUCCGAGGAAUCCACCCUCUUUCUAGAACACUGGUUAAGGCUUCUGUUUAUCACACAUAGGCCCACACACAGAAUCACCAACUUUGCAAUGGAAAUACUGGUGCCUGCAGAGCAGCAAUAACAGUGGCAGGUGCUGUACUAGGCUCUGUACUGGCCACACUUACUACUGACAGUCACCCUGUAAGGUUCACAAACCUUCCCAUUGAACAGAUGAGGAAACUGAGGCUCAAGGAGGUUAAGUAACGUUUCCAGGGUUAUAUAAACUAGUAAAUGGCAGAGCUAAGAGUCAAAUCCAGUUCUAUGUGAUCCUCAGAGAUUGGAGGCUGGGAUAGAGAACUGGUUGAGUAGCCAAGGAAGGUCAGUGUGAAAAGCUUGCUAUGGCAAAUAGAGCAAAAUCUCUCCACUGCUUUCUGUCCAUCAACAUUUAGUGUCAGCCCCGGCACAUCUUGUCCUGGUCCAAGACCUUAUUCUGCUUGCCCCAACUUCCCUGCAGACACUCCUUUUGCUACCACUCAAGGAAGGAAGUCACCAGUGGCCUUAGUGCAGGAAACUCAGCCCUGGUGGCCCUGAAGAACAAUGCAUCUUACAUGUGCAGUGCAUCCCCAUGGAAAGGCACCAUUGCUCCCUAGCUCCCCAGAAACCUUGAGCAGAUCCAGGGGUCAGUGAGAGAAGUGGUGUGUACCCCUAAAUCCUCCCACCCCAGCAGUGCCCAUCUGUAAAAUCUUGUAAAGCCCAGUUUCCUGUGUGCAUGUCAUGGGCCAGUGAGCUGGAGAUGGCUGAGUCUUCCAAGAGAAACAAGGCUGGA
This is a messenger RNA of Chlorocebus sabaeus (green monkey), 3622 nucleotides long. RefSeq names its product forkhead box I1 (gene FOXI1). Gene Ontology annotation, biological process: regulation of transcription by RNA polymerase II; cell differentiation; anatomical structure morphogenesis. NCBI's taxonomy places the organism in Eukaryota, Metazoa, Chordata, Mammalia, Primates, Cercopithecidae. Gene Ontology annotation, molecular function: DNA-binding transcription factor activity, RNA polymerase II-specific; RNA polymerase II cis-regulatory region sequence-specific DNA binding. The record is from RefSeq and is a predicted model, not a curated record.